Hordeum vulgare subsp. vulgare (domesticated barley) is the source of this 1001-nucleotide messenger RNA. Its product is annotated as ribulose-phosphate 3-epimerase, cytoplasmic isoform. Gene Ontology annotation, biological process: carbohydrate metabolic process; pentose-phosphate shunt; pentose-phosphate shunt, non-oxidative branch. Gene Ontology annotation, molecular function: D-ribulose-phosphate 3-epimerase activity; metal ion binding. Bases 106 to 825 code for a protein of 239 amino acids. Gene Ontology annotation, cellular component: cytosol. The transcript has 8 exons. Lineage: Eukaryota; Viridiplantae; Streptophyta; Magnoliopsida; Poales; Poaceae. The record is from RefSeq and is a predicted model, not a curated record.
CAGACCCGAACGGAACGUCGCCCGCUUCCCCACUUUGGACCUCAACUACCGCCCAGCCCAGCGACCGCCGGUCCGGUCCUCCAAUCGGAAGCAACCAAACCAAGCAUGGCGGCGGCGGCGGCGGCGGCGGCGAAGAUAGCGCCGUCCAUGCUCUCGUCGGACUUCGCCAACCUCGCCUCGGAGGCCGAGCGCAUGGUCCGCCUCGGCGCCGACUGGCUCCACAUGGACGUCAUGGAUGGGCACUUUGUUCCUAAUUUAACUAUUGGAGCUCCAGUGAUUGAGAGCUUGAGGAAGCACACCAAGGCGUAUUUGGAUUGCCAUCUCAUGGUCACAAAUCCUUCUGAUUAUGUAGAGGCAUUUGGGAAAGCUGGUGCCUCAGGAUUCACAUUCCAUAUAGAAGUCACCAGAGAUAACUGGAAAGAGCUCAUCCAAAGCAUUAAAGCAAAGGGCAUGCGGCCUGGUGUAUCAUUGAAGCCUGGUACUCCUGUGGAGGAUGUUUUCCCUCUGGUCGAAGCAGAAACCCCUGUAGAACUUGUUCUGGUGAUGACGGUUGAGCCUGGCUUCGGUGGCCAGAAGUUCAUGCCGGAGAUGAUGGAUAAGGUUAUCCCAUCCAAAUUUUUUUGGGGGGUGCGCACGCUGAGGAAGAAGUACCCGUCCCUCGACAUAGAGGUGGACGGUGGCCUCGGUCCUUCCACCAUCGACGUGGCCGCGUCGGCCGGCGCCAACUGCAUCGUCGCCGGAAGCUCCGUGUUUGGAGCCGCCGACCCCGGGCAGGUCAUCUCGGCGCUGCGGAAGAGCGUCGAGGCGUCACAAAUCAAGGGCUGAUCCGAUCAUCUGUAGCCUCGCACGCUCGGCUGUAUUGUUUUGUUUCUGCUGUAAACUAGUAGAACUCUGAACCACUCCGCACGUCGGUCUCAGUUUGCAUGCAGUUCCGCAAUCCGCACUGCAAACUGAUGAGCGAGCGAGUCUGUGUCCCUGAAUAAGAUGUGCUCUUGGCAACU